Messenger RNA from Perkinsus marinus ATCC 50983, 648 nucleotides. RefSeq lists its product as hypothetical. NCBI's taxonomy places the organism in Eukaryota, Perkinsozoa, Perkinsida, Perkinsidae. The transcript is spliced from 9 exons. Bases 1 to 648 code for a protein of 215 amino acids. Gene Ontology annotation, molecular function: protein binding. The record is from RefSeq and is a predicted model, not a curated record.
AUGGAGGAUUGUAAAUACGGUGGCAGAUUCCGACACCGAAUGGAGGCGUCUCCGUCUGGUGAUAUCAUAUUUGUAUUUGGCGGCAGUGUUGGUGGCAAAUGGGAGAAUUCUCUGCUAUUAUACCGUACAUCGUCGAAUUCCUGGGACAUUGAAGAGACUAGAGGCUAUCGCUACUUCACACGAAGUGUCAUAGACUACCUUGGCAACCAGCAGACUACAGUGAUUCGCGACUUGUCCGAAUUUCAAGAGGACAAACCCGACAUGGACAUCUAUGGUCCGCAAGCCCCACGUGAAGACGCGUCGAGUGAUUUCGCGAUGACCAUGGUAAGAACUCAUUCACAGACCAGCGAGGAAGGAGCGCUAAUUGUCAUCGGUGGUUUCCGAACGUAUGAAUCACCCUAUCCCAACGCUGAUGUUUUUCCAUCAUAUUCAUACUAUUUGGACGAUGUGUGGUAUUACAGUACGUCUGGUAUGCUGUGGAAAGAAAUAUUCACCCUUGAGAAGGAGCCGUCUAAGCCGCAUGCUAGGCGAGGGUCAGCUGUGGUCACAUUACGAGACCGAUCAGGCGAUGCUCAGCUUCUUAUGUUUGGUGGACGACACCACGAUGAGCUCUUCAAUGAUAUGUGGUUGUUUUAUGAUGCCCAUUAG